Molecule: messenger RNA, 4066 nt
Organism: Geodia barretti
Lineage: Eukaryota; Metazoa; Porifera; Demospongiae; Tetractinellida; Geodiidae
Source: the annotation of a GenBank genome assembly
UACCAAACCGGUGGGUGUAGGCUGAACUCCGGUUCUAAAGGUGUCUGUUGGUUCUGCACUUCGCGGUCUGAGGAAUUCAAAAUAUUUUUGGAAUCAUCUAAAAAUUUUGCGGCUUACCCGUGGUUCUGUAAAUGUCUUCUCUGCCGGCUACCGUGGAAGGAAACGCUCCCUGCUCGUGCUGUGUUGCACUGCCACUCACCUAAUAGGGGUACACGGAAGUAUUACACCUAUAUCUUACAGGAAAAAUUCAUCCAUGGCCGAGACGGAAGCAGUCGCCCAAAGCUCAGGUGGCAUAUCCUCAGACACUGCCACUGUGCCCCCAGCAGUUGAGAAACCUGGCCAGACAGGGGAGGACACAGCUGCCAGUGGCACUGAGGGUCCUAGUGGGGCAGGCUCCCUCCCUCCUCCACCCGGACUCUCUGACCAUCCUCCAGCUACAACCAGCACUCAGAAGACCCCCUCACCUUCCCCAAGACCUCCAACCCACCCCACACCUUCACAUGUAGCAGUACCCUCUUCUCAUUCCUCCCCCUCUAAUGGAGUGGUGAGGAGAGAGACAGGGUCUGUGGGCAGUCCUGGCUCUAAUGGCAGCGAUGAGUAUAAGCAAGAAGAGGACGAGGAAGAGGACCAGGAGGAGGGAGCAGGGAUAGGGAAAGAGGCAGAGAGCAAAAGGACUCCUGGGUUUGGACUUCCUCGAAAAGUGCCUAUUCUCAGGCUAAAGAAGAAAGGAGAUGAGAUGAAUGUUGUCUUUGAGAAACAGGAUGCGAGCAAGAAUGACUCCUACUGCUGGGUGUGUCAUGAUGGGGGAGAUGUCCUCUGCUGUGAUCGCUGCCCUCGGGUCUUCCACGUCCAGUGCUCAGGUCUUCCCAAAGAGCCCGAGGGAGAAGAGGAGUGGUUCUGUCCCGUGUGUAAGAACAUUGACCGUCGCACAAAGAGAUCUCGACCCCCAAAUCUGAGGGAUUUGCUGCUAUUGGCCGUACGGAGGAUGAUGUUUCCUGGGACCGAGAUCUUCCAGCAUCCUGUUCCGUCUGACAUACUCAAGCACUACAAGGAAUACAUUUUCUUCCCAAUGUACCUGAAUAAGAUUAAAGAGAGAGUGGAAGAAGAACACUACGGAACCACUCGUCAGUUCCUACAUGACACAGAAUGGAUUCUGCACAACUGCAUUAUCUACAAUGGAGCCAAACACGCUCUCACAAAGAUUGCCAAAGGCAUUGUCAAAGUCUGCAAGGAAGAUAUGAGGGAAAUUGAAUUGUGUCCGAGUUGCUAUAAACUGACUGUCGUGCAGCCUGAGGAGUGGUUCUGCAUCCCCUGUAGUACUCCUCACCGAGUGGUUCUGGCGAAGGUGAGAGGCUACCCUCUCUGGCCUGCCAAACUUAUCAGUGAGACAACUGACAAGUGUGACGUCAGAUUCUUUGGCCAACAUGAUAGCUGUCACUGCAGGUCUCUUGUCCCCAAGUCCUGUAUCCAGGAGCUAACAGGCCCCCCGCCAACACCCUCCUCCAAGACUCAGUAUUGGAACAUCGCCAUGUACGAACUCCGCAAGUACAGAGAAAACAUCGACGCCAUGUACAGGGAAAUGGGCGGGACCAAGCCAGCCACACCCACAAAGGCACCAGAGCCGUCAAGUCUCAAGCCUGGUGCUAGAGCAAAGCCGAUGGCUGAACCAAAUUUGCAGAAGACAGAGGAGGAAGAGGCCCCUAGCAAUCAGGGAGCCCAGAUCCUUAGCUACCUUCCCUUCUCCCCACAGCUUGUGGAGGUGAUUCCCAGUAUGUCGGAGGCAGAGGUCGGCCAUGGCAACGCUGCCACUCUAAUGAGUAGUCCGCCAGGCUCCACCCCCUCUUCCCCGGCCAGUGAGGGGGGGCUACAGAUCGACGACUCCAGCUGGAGAAGGAAAGAACGCUCUCCUGCCAAACCCCAACCCUCCACUGAGGGGUUCAUGAGUGUCGGUCGCAGAACACAGAACUCUCUUCAGUCGGUGUUGGACACUGUGGAACUAGGGCCUGUGGUUCCUGCCCUCACUCCUGGCACUCCUCUUCUGGGAGGAGGCUCUGGUGCGCGCGGUGUAGCGGGACCUCGCGCAAAGAAGAGAGGACUGGCCGGUGUGGUGAGCAUCCUCUCCAAGAAACUGGCACUGUCUGAGGACGGAGACCCCGACUACGAGGAAGGCAACAACCACCCCCUCUUCAGUCGGUGCUAUGACGACCAGGGGAAGACAGCAAUAGCAGAAAUUGACCCGGAGCCGAAGCGACCAGUCAGGAAGGUGAAGAAACCGGGUGAGAAAGAUACGGAGCCUUCUCCCAAGAAGGCAGCCAGAGCUCAGAGUCUGAAGCCAGUGGUAGGGACGCCUGAACCAGGGAAUUCCCCCUCUCCUCGCCCAGUGCCUGUACCUCUGGCUCCUUUCCCCUCCACCACCCCACAACCCUCUUCAUUCUCUAGUCUCAGGGUUGAGAAUCCACGCAAAGAGAAACCGAAAACCAGCACUGCAGGUAAACCUAAACGAGGUCGGCCUCCAAAACAAAGACCGUUGAAGCCACCGAAAUCCCAAGCCACACCCAUCACCUUCCCUGCUCCACCUGUUAUGACCACACCCACCUCGGUUUUGACCACACCCACUUCCACAGUCAGCACUCUCUCCCAUGACUCUAGCGAGGUGCGACGGAUGUUGUCUGGAGGCUCGCCAGCAUUAGCAAUGGGGAGAGAGGGAGGGGAGGGAGGAGAGGGGGUGGAGGGAACAGGGCUUCUGGCUGAGACCAUGAGAAAGGUUGAUCGCUCCUUCAGAGCCAAGCUGCUGGCAGGUUCAGCUGAGGACCUGGGCUACCAGUACUUCGUGGAGAAGCUGAUGUCCUCCAUCAAGACAGUCCUGAUUGAGAUGCUCUCUCAGUUUGAGGCCAAGGGGAAGCUGGGGGCAAAGGUCAUUCGGGAGCAGCUGCACAGUGCAUGGCCGGUGCCUGGGUCUCGCUCGUCACACGACCAGCUGAGACGAGAACUGCUGGAACAGCUCAAACAGGAGUUGGAAGUGGUGCGAGCUGCUGCAGACAUGGAGAGAGAACAGGUAGUGAGUGAAGUCAGGAGGCAAGCUGAGGCGGAGAAAGAGAUUGCUAUAGCUGAGACCAAGAAGAAGAAAUGGUGUAGCUACUGCAUGAAGGAGGCCCUAUACAACUGCUGCUGGAACGCCAACUACUGCAACGAGUCUUGUCAGCAGGCACACUGGCCGGAGCAUAUGAAGAGCUGUGUGCAGGCAAGACAGAGUGCCACCCCUGCUCCUGAAGCUCCGCCUACCCCACAGUCUCGCCAGACUGGUUUCUCUGCUGCCACUCCAACUGACCCUCAGACAUUCGCAUUCGCUCCUCCUCCUCGUACCGGCACCUCUGGCACUGGUCACAUUGUCAUACCUCACACAACUCCUCAAUCUUCUAGGGAUGUGGGAGGAGCUUCAGAGCCCAUGCUACAUUAUGCUCAGUCAGCAGCCCAUGCAGACCCUCGGUCGGAGCAGGCAGGACUCGACAAGGCAAUGACUCGUAUUGAGCAUGUCCCAAAUGAGUCGGGCCUCCUCAGUGGGCACCAGGCCAGUCAGCACAUGCUACUACUUCAUCAGGCUGCAGCUGUCCACGGACAACACUCUUUGCAGUCACAUGCACCUACUGCCCCUCAGCCCACACUGCAGAGGUCAAGUUGCAACAAGAACUCUGUCAUAUCUGGCAUCCGCAGUCAUCCUUCCUCGGCCUCUCUCUACCAACCACUGGUGGCUCAGAUUGUCGACGGGACAAGAGACACCUCUUCUCACAACCUGCCCUCAGGGAUGCCGCAUCCAUCCAGCCCUGCUUCCCCGGUCUCAGAGCACUCCACGGUGCAUAACCCCCCGGGGUUCAGCUGGCCCUACCAGCAGCCAGUCAUCAUCAGCAGCACUGACGGAUAUCCACUGCCUAUGCUGCAGUCCUCUGUUGCUCAGCCACAGCAUCAGUCAUACUUCAACAAGGCCUUUUAAAUCUCUGAAUGAAACUCUUGCACCAUUGUUGUUAGUGUAUUAUAGUUGGGCAUAUUGAUCAGGAACUUUUUACGAUGA